AUGUGUAUUUUGAGAAAAAACAGAACGCAAAAUGAGGGGGAAGAGAGAAAUGGGGUAGAGAGAAAGGGGAAAGAGAGAAAGGGGGAAGAGAGAAAGAGGAAAGGAGGAAGAGAAAAAGGGCGAAGGAGGAAGAGAGAAAGGGGGAAGGAGGAAGAGAGAAAGGGGGAAGAGAGAAAAGGGGAAGAGAGAAAGGGGGAAGGGAGAAAGGGGAAAGAGAGAAAGAGGAAAGGAGGAAGAGAGAAAGGGGGAAGAGAGAAAGGGGGAAGGAGGAAGAGAGAAAGGGAUAAGAGAGAAAGGGGGAAGGGAGAGAUGGGUAGGAGAAAGAAAGGGGAAGAGAUGAAAGUGGAAAUAGAAAAAUGGGAGAGCGAAAUGAAUGAGAGAAAACAAAUGAGGAGUCAAAGUGGGGAAGAUAUAUUGGGGGAGAGGAAGCGGGGGAAAGAUAAUGCAGGAGAGAAAGAAAGUGGAAUAUAG
Messenger RNA from Coccinella septempunctata (seven-spotted ladybird), 471 nucleotides. RefSeq names its product octapeptide-repeat protein T2-like. The transcript has a single exon. The record is from RefSeq and is a predicted model, not a curated record. NCBI's taxonomy places the organism in Eukaryota, Metazoa, Arthropoda, Insecta, Coleoptera, Coccinellidae. The coding region runs from base 1 to 471 and encodes 156 amino acids.